Schistosoma spindalis is the source of this 507-nucleotide messenger RNA. The record is from the annotation of a GenBank genome assembly. NCBI's taxonomy places the organism in Eukaryota, Metazoa, Platyhelminthes, Trematoda, Strigeidida, Schistosomatidae.
AUGAAUUUCUUGAUUAAUGAGAAUGAAUGCUAUUUUCGCAUCAAAUAUUAUGCCUUGGAUGACAUUGCGUGUGAUAUUACAAUUAAACUAAGAAUUGUUACAUUUGACAGUUGUCAAGGUCAAAGAGAUGCACCGAGGUAUUUCCAUAGCACCAACUCUACUGUCAAACACCCGAAUACACAUGAUGUGCAAAAGACGACUCACCACACCGCAACAACAGCAGCUGCAAAAAUAACUGCAAGGCAUCACCCUGUAACCACAACUCCAAGCCAUACUACUAAAGUCGUACAAAAGAAAUGUUUAAAUAAAAUGAAACCACAGGACUUGAUGAGCUUAUUAUUUGGCUUGAUUCCUCGAAUAAAAACAAUUGAAUUCAUAGAAAACGAAAAUCUUCAAAAGCUUACACAUCUUAUCCAGGAAAUAUUCAAGCAAUAAAUGGACGUAAAACACUCUUUUUCAACGAAAAUAUCAGUUAAUAUCGAAAUCUUCUAAAAGCAUUAUCACUUC